GUAUGUGCAAUUAAUGUUGGUAAAAACCGAAUUACAUCGCAUCACAUUAUAUGGGUUAGUCUACCGUAGAAUUUCACAAUUAUAAAACUGAGAUUCUUUCAAGCCGCCUAUAAUAAGUUCAUUUCUUGACGUAACUGUGAUAAAUGUUUGUAGCGACGCGCACCCUGGGGUUGGGAAGGUUCAACAUUCCUCUGUGGUGCUUAGGGAAGGGCUGGGGAGGAUAUAAGACCCCACCUCGGGCUGAAGGUGUGAGUGACCAGUUUCCAUUGUCCAGCUGAAGCGGCGGCAGUUACAGGAGGAGUCAACAUGAGCUGCAGCCCAGAGAGGAUGUCUUCGUACCGCCGUCAUUUCGAGGGCGCCUCGGCCGUCCCUCCUGCCUACCGGCUCCGGGUGUCCAGUCCCUCUCCCACCCGCAUAGGGACCCGCCACCGGUCGGCCAGUGGUGGGACGACGGCGCGAAGGGCCCUCUCCAGUAAGGCCCGCAUGACCAGCAGUGUGAGCGUGGGAGCGCUGUGCUUUGGUAUGUCCAUGGGGCUCGGGCCUAAACUGGACCUGGAUGCAGCUGCAGCAGAGAACCAGGCCUUUAUGAUGACUCGAACCGGGGAAAGGCAGGAGAUGGUAGCCCUCAAUGACCGCCUGGCAGCUUACAUUGAAAAGGUGCGAACACUGGAGUCGAAAAACAAGCUGCUGGAGGCAGAGAUUGAGGCCCUGAAGGGUAGCCAUGUCAGACCAUCCGGCCUCAGGCAGCUGUACGAAUCCCAGCUGAGAGAACUCAACAGGGACGCUGAGCAGAUGAGAGUACAUAGGGAUAUGUCUUUGGCAGCCAAGGAGGCGAUGUUGGGCCAGUUGGAGAUGCUAAAGGUCAAAUAUGAUGAAGCAGUGGAAGCCAGGAAGAAGACAGAGCACGAAAUUGAGACGCUACGUCCAGAUGUGGAUAAGGCGACCUCAGCCCGGAUUACUCUGGAGAAGCAGCUGGAAAACCUGGAGACUGAACUGGCCUUCCUGCAGAGAGUUCACAAGGAGGAAAUCGAGGAGCUCAUGCAGCAGAUCUAUUCAGCAGCCUCCAAGGUGGACCUGGACUUUGGUCUCCCAGACCUCUCCUCUGCUCUAAGACAGAUUCAGUCUCAGUACGACAUUAUCACUGCCAAAAACCUACAGGAAAUGGACACCUGGUACAGGACAAAGUUUGAGGACCUGAGCAAUGCCUCCACCAAACACGUUCAAAGUGUUCGAAGUGUGAGAGAGGAAAUCGCAUGCUAUAAGAAGGAUAUCCUCAACAAGGAACGUGAAUUGGAGGCACUCAAGACGAGGAAUGAGUAUUUGGAGGCUCAGAUCCGUGAUGUAGUUGAGAAAUACAAAAAGAAGGAGGACGACUUACAGGGGCGUAUAGAGGCGAUUAAACUGGAUCUGAAGGUGACCAAGGAGAAGAUAGCUCUGCUGCUGAGGGAAUAUCAGGACCUACUGAAUGUCAAGAUGGCUCUAGAGAUUGAGAUCACCACCUACAGGACGCUGAUUGAAGGGGAAGAUAGCCGUCUGAGCACCAUGGUUCAUAACCUGUCCCUGACCGGAGGCCUGCACCUCACUUCAAGUGUUAGCAUGCGUGCUGCCUCAGCCUCUGCCUCAGCCUCAGCCUCAGCUUCACAUAGCUUUGCGCCCGCAGCAACUUCAAAGCUGGGUGACGCCCCCAGUGACACGAGCAGUAGCGGAGCCCCAGUGGAGGUGGCCGCAUCAGACACCCGGACGGACGGUAGCUUAGAGUAGCAGCCUACAGAGAUGUCUGAGAGGAAGACGGUCCUCAUCAGGUAGAAGGGGAAUUUGGCACAGGAUAUCUACUACCUAACAUCUGUGAUAGUUUUCACUCAAAUCUCUUUGUGGCCAAACAUUACAGUAAUCUUUCUUAUUUUAUUUUUUUUCUACCUGUUGCCCUUUUUUCCCCAGAACAGUUAAGACAGACGAGGACAAUUAUGAGAGCAACACACAAGAGCGCACCAUAACCAUUUCUGGAGCAGCUGACGACACGGAUGUGGGAUAAGCCAUUUAUCUUUCCCAAACCUUACUAUCUGACUAUAUGCUGUACACCAUUUGUUAUGUUACCAAGGUUUUCUCAAAGCUAUGAAGAUUCUCAAAUUAAAAAAAAAAAUUUAAGAGAAAAGACACUGUACAGCAAUAAGAGGAAUUCCAUUUUAUACUCCAACAGCAUUUGCCCUUUCCAAGGUCUGUGUUUAUCUUCAGUGGAGACUUUACACUGUGUCCUGUCACUCUGCUCUGCCUGCUCCUAACUCUGUCAGCCUCUCCCUGCCUUCCUGCUCAUUUAAUCCUCUUGUGUGUCAGGGACGUGUCUUUGAAAGUAACAAAAAUAAACAGCGAGCAAGCAUA
This is a messenger RNA of Xiphias gladius (swordfish), 2376 nucleotides long. It is a transcript of the gene ngs, whose product is annotated as notochord granular surface. Gene Ontology annotation, biological process: skeletal muscle organ development. The transcript has 10 exons. Bases 307 to 1761 code for a protein of 484 amino acids. Lineage: Eukaryota; Metazoa; Chordata; Actinopteri; Istiophoriformes; Xiphiidae. Gene Ontology annotation, cellular component: intermediate filament; Z disc; sarcolemma. The record is from RefSeq and is a predicted model, not a curated record.